This is a messenger RNA of Coturnix japonica (Japanese quail), 5601 nucleotides long. It is a transcript of the gene DEGS2, whose product is annotated as delta 4-desaturase, sphingolipid 2. The record is from RefSeq and is a predicted model, not a curated record. Gene Ontology annotation, cellular component: membrane. NCBI's taxonomy places the organism in Eukaryota, Metazoa, Chordata, Aves, Galliformes, Phasianidae. Gene Ontology annotation, biological process: ceramide biosynthetic process; sphinganine metabolic process. Gene Ontology annotation, molecular function: sphingolipid delta-4 desaturase activity.
CCGGAGAUGCAUCCCAGGCGUUGGUCACCUUUGUGUCACUGCAGUCUCUCCAAGCUGGGAGGAACUCUCAUGCCCUAAAUCGCAUCCCACUUCAGUCUGAGGCAUUAGCUUUACAGAAUCUGGACUCCCCUCGUUUACCCAACACCUUGCCUCAAAGAGCGUGCCCACGGACUGCAGCACUGCUUCCCCCGAGGGCACCUCGGGAGGUGGUGGCAGCAGCGAUCCUGCCGCACCCCCGUGCCCUGCAGCCAACCUCCCUCCUCUCACACCUCUCGAGCCGCCUCCGAGCACCCGGCACCGCCCCUCCGCCGGCGCGGGGCUAUAAAUGAGGGCUGCUCGGAGCGGGGUACAGUCCUGGAGCCAUGGGGAAUCGUGUCACCCGCGGGGACUUCGAGUGGGUCUAUACCGAGCAGCCUCACACGCAGCGCAGGAAGGAGAUCCUGGCAAAAUAUCCAGGAAUCAAGGCUCUGAUGGGACCGGAUCCACAUUUGAAAUGGAUUGUAUCUGGAAUGGUUUUCACACAGUUUCUAGCAUGCUAUCUGGUGAAAGACUUAUCUUGGAAAUGGAUUUUCUUCUGGGCUUAUGCUUUUGGGGGUUGCAUCAACCAUUCAUUGACCCUGGCCAUCCACGAUAUUUCACACAACGUUGCCUUUGGGAACAAGCAGGCCAAGUGGAACCGAUGGUUUGCAGUCUUUGCCAACUUGCCAGUUGGCGUCCCUUACUCUGCUUCCUUCAAGAAAUACCACAUAGACCACCAUCGGUACCUCGGUGGGGACAGCCUGGAUGUGGACAUUCCCACGAAUUUUGAAGGCUGGUUCUUCUGUACUCCACUUCGGAAACUGCUUUGGCUGUUCCUCCAACCUUUCUUCUACAGUCUGAGACCACUGUAUGUGAACCCCAAAGCAAUUACGCAAAUGGAAAUUUUUAAUGCCCUUGUGCAGUUUUCUGUAGAUUCUAUUAUUUUCUACCUUUGGGGACUCAAACCUAUUAUUUACUUAAUAGCAGGUACAAUACUUUGCAUGGGCUUACAUCCCAUAUCUGGGCACUUCAUAGCAGAACACUACAUGUUCUUAAAAGGAUAUGAAACGUACUCUUAUUAUGGACCUCUGAACUGGCUCACCUUUAAUGUAGGCUAUCACAUGGAGCACCAUGAUUUCCCCAGCAUUCCCGGAAGCAAGUUGCCAAUGGUGAAGAAGAUUGCUGCAGAAUACUAUGACAACCUCCCCUACCACCAGUCCUGGAUCCGAGUCCUGUGGGACUUUGUAUUUGAUGACAGUAUCAGUCCUUACUCAAGGGUGAAAAGAAAAUGCAAACUGGCAAAAGAAAGCGAGUAGACCAGCUCCAGCUGCUGCACUGGCUGUUUGUUUGUCUGAAUGGCUUAAGUGUGUUGCAGAAGAAGGAUGUUUCAUGUGCUCAGCAUAGCAUUGCUACGUGCUCCUUGGACGAAGAGGAUGAGUGUCUGCACUGUUUAAGCUACUGAUACUUUUUAAUAAGGGAUAUUGUAUGUAACCUUGAAAAACUGGACAAGUGCAAGAUACACUCACAUGAAUCUUGGUCUAGACUUAGAAUUAACUUCCUGUGACACAUGCAUCCAAUUUGGAGCUUUGGCCUGGUCUGCAGUGAAGAAUGUUUGGUGUGUGAAUGGGCAUGUUUGUGUGUAAGGUAGGACUGGUUUCUCUUCAUGCCAAAUUAGAUGUAGAUGCUUUGCAUGCACAGGACCGUGGAAGCAGGGAUGACUGGCAUGCAGUAGCAAAUGAUACUCUCUAGAGAACACGAGGGUGCCUUCAACUCAUAGCAUUGCUUACAUAUCUCAUGUCUGACAAUAUCUGUUUGCAGUGAUUUUGUAUAUGAAAUGGAAUACAUACAUAUUUUUGUAUAUCUGAAUCAAUAUUAUGUUAGUCGCUGUUUGACCUCUAUUUCAAGACUUUUUCCUAAGCCUUUUCUGAGCCAUUUCUAUUUUUAGUAUCUGAUGUUCAGCGCAACUUACUGGCAGAGCUGAACUGUGAUGUGGAAAAACCCUUUCUUUAUUCUUCAGCUCACUGAUCAGCAAUGUGACAUACCACAGCUCAUGUUGUGAGGAAUGGCCGAUCCUUUCCCACACUUACUUUCAACAGUAUUCAGAAUUCUGCAUUCCCUCAUACCUUUCACUACUAGAAGCCCCUCAGGGAUUGAAAGGCUUCUGGUUUAAACUGUUCCUUAUAAGGGCUCUCACUAUUUGUGAUUCCCUUUCUUGGUCUCCUGUGUAUUGUACCUAUUUCUGUAAUAGGAGUUAGGAGUAGCUAUCAAUGAAGACACUGGAGAUGUUAUGGUGACAUUUGUUCCAAAGCGCUUUCAGUGCAAUUCUAACUUCAGUGGGAACUGACUCAGCAAUCAGGAAGCAUGUGAUACUCCAGCUAUAAAAGCCAUCACUAAUGGUGAUAAGGGGAAUAUAACCAGGCCAUAGAGCUGGUGUUGUUUCUCUCCCUACAUGCUGUAUAUUGCACUAUUGACAUUGACCUAGUUCUGUCAUUUCUAGCCUGUGGAACUGUUCCAUCUUCCUGCCUCUCUUCUCCAACCACCACCAGCUUCUGGCUGCCCUCAAUAACAGUGUUUCAUCCUUAGUCACCACACUUUUCUCCAUGCAGAAUAUACUGAACAAUUUCUUGUGAGUUAGGAAUUGAGAUGUCAUCUAACAACACCCCUGCUCACUGGAGAGCCGACUACUUACAUCUAUCCAUACUAAAUGGCUAAAAGAGAACAGAUCUAUAAAACUCCUCUUAUAAACUGACAGUUUAAUCCCUCUAGUGGUUUUGGUUUUGUUUUCUUCUAGAAAUCCAUAUACAUUAUGAAUGUGGAAUAAUAAUUUCCUUUAUGUUGGUCUCUCAAAGACCAUUACUGGGCCUGGGAUGCCCAGUCUCCCCAGUAAAUACAGCUUUGUUCCUGCCUCCUAUAGCACUGCAUUCAGUGAGUCAUACUGGUAUGACCUUGUGGCAGUAGUUUGUCUCAGUCCUCCUGGCACUUCAUGAUCAGAUAUUGAGCUUCCAGUGUCCUUAGCAAGCUGUUUCACAACCCUCAGCCAAUUUAGUAAGCAAACAUAAGAACAAUAUUAAAGAUCAUUCUGACCAUUGCAUUACUCUUCUGUGGAAACUGACUCUUCUCUAACUCCCUUAGCUGCUCCACAAUAGCAUUAACCUACACAGUCUUGUGCCUAUUAAUAGCCAAGUGUGACAUAGAAGCUACACUAUAAACUGAGGGUAACAAAAGCUGUUGGCUGUUUCUCACCUGCAUAGUAGCUGUGUUCCUACUCUGCUUUGUCACAGUCCGCCUGUUCUGCAGAGGGAUUUGAAGAUGUUGGAAGUCUUGGUACCUGCUGUGCUCUCAAGCAGCAAAACACCAGUUAAGAGCGUCACUGGUCUCCUGAUGGGGCUGAUCACAGCUGUUCUCUGCCCUUAGAACCUGACAGGUGCACUCAGAACUUCAGCAAUCUGGGGUGGAUUUAUAGUGCUGAGUAAGCACCUGGAGAUGGGAUCAGGUGUCACUACCAGCCAAGCCUCCCUGUUCAUCCUGUGCACCUUGGGACUCUGAUCCCAUUAAAUGGCCCUGUGCAAACUUCAGUUAAUUGUCUUAAUCACAGGAGGCCUGCAAAGGAGGUUAAGAAAAGGUCAUUUACAGUAGGUUGCUGGUGUUACCAUAGGGCUGUGCUGUAGCCAGGCUGUACUCAGUCUGGGUGACAGUGUGGUUGUUGCUGACUGUAGGUGCAGUGCCACGCUCCAAAGAAAAACACAGAUUGAGCUGGGGCCCAACUUUGUCAAGCAUAAGAAAGGUUAACAGAGACUUUCACAGAAUGGUUGUGACUAUCUGUGAGGCAGCAGUUUAGAAAAGCGCUUGCAGUUGUCAGGUACGCCAUCAAAUGCUACAGGACAAGAGGUAAAGGCCUUAAGUUGCACCAGGAAAGGUUCCAGUUGAGUAUUAAGUAAAGUUUCUUCUCAGAAAGAGCGGUACUGCAUUGGCAAAGGUUGCCCUGGGAGGUGGGUGACUGGGAGGUGGUCACUGUCCCUGCAAGAAGUAUGGAAGUACGGCAUUGAGGUGUAUGGUUGGUGGGCACUGUGGGGGUGGGUUGAUGGUUGGACUAAACAAUUUUAGAGGUCUUUUGCUGUCUUAAUUGUUCCAUGAAACGGUUUCAUAAUUAAGAAACACAUGAGCUAUUGUAUCGUAUUUAUACAGCAGACCAUAAUAAACUUCACUGAUGUUUGGCUGUGUUAUUCCUACCAGAAAGGCUCUUUCUCCUGGUCCUGGAACCAUAGUGUUGUGUUUCACAUCCAUGCCUUUCUGCUUUAGUUCCCAAAUAAACAUCUUAUCCUGCCAUCUUUCUCUAGCCAGGUGGGAAGCCAGCACUAAACAGCUAGCAGAUGUCAGGCUUGGACUGGAGAUUGCCCUUCAAUUAAGUUUAAAUUUCCCUCUUUUAUCUAGUAUUUAGUUUACAGUGUAACUGGGGGGGUGGGGAGAGGUAGGGGGGACUGUUUUCUAGAGGACAGAUGGGGUGGCUUUGAAGAUUGCUGAAGGACAACCUCAGACUCUCCCAGCCAAAGUAGAUAAAAGUUUAUAAGUAACCAGCAAGCCCGCCACACCCCUGCCCUCCUGGGCAUCCUGCUGCUUGAAGGCAGUCAUGCAGGAUCAUGGAAUUGGGCAAGAAUGGAGCCCUGGCCCAAGCCCUGCUCCAGCAGGGCCCCACAGCAGUCUCCAGGUCCCUGCCUGAGCGCUGAGAGAAUGACCAUGGUCCACAGGGCUCUGCAACAGCCCCCCAGGACCUGGUUUACAACAUGAUGCCAUCAGGAAGGCCCAAAGCAAGAAGGAGGGCUCUGGAAACGCUGAUUUCCACAGCUGAACUCCCAUCACUUUGUGCCUUUUCCAUAAAGCUGCCAAGGAGAUUGUAUGAUGGCUGCUGCCUUGUAAAUCCCACCAAACCAAGUCGAGCAGAAAUUCUCAAGAUUGAACUGGUGGAAAGAAUGGUAGCAAAGAAAAGAACAUGUGACCCAACAGGUAAGAGGGAGUGUGUGAUGAAGUGCUCAGCGGCGCUGAUGCAGCAUCCUGUACUCAUUUCUGAGACCUCAGUUUCCACACAAUAAAGCUCACCAAAGCCUGCACAGAGUUAACAGAUGGAAACAUGAAAUAUUAACAAGUGACUCCCAUAAGGCUCUAGUUCAAGCCUCUGGUUCAGCAGCACUGCACGUGGGAUUUCUGCUUUGCUGUGGCCAUUCAGCAGCUUUGUUCUGAGUGACUCGCUCUCCUCCCAAAAGCCCAUAAGGCACAAGUGGUGGGAUGGGUGGAUUUUGUUUGUACUGAGGAGACAGACAGGACAGUUAGUGGUGGCCCGAGGCCACCAUAAGCCACCAUUCUCCCCUCAGCUCAGCACUCUCCAGGUGAGACUUCAUCAGUGCCCUCCCCAAGCCAGUGAGGAACCAUACCCAGGUGACAUUAAGGUGGAGAAGCUGAAGGGGCCGACCAUAUAAACAAAGGCAGGGCCAUGUGGACAAUAAACAGUUUAUUACCAAUAUGAACACAGAUACUGUGAUGCAGACGUACCAUUUUUCUUUUUCUUUUUUUUUUUUUUUUUUAAUAUUG